AUGUUUAGUACAGAAGAAUUUAUUCGACAAUAUUAAAACUUAGCUAAUCCUAAUAAAACAAUUAGUCGUCAGGCAAAUUAAUACAUUUUGAAAUUAUAAUAAAGAAAUGAAGCGUUUGCAUUGCAAAAGAAUUAUUAGAUUAACCAAAUAUUUAAUAAGAAUAUUAAUUCAUAGCAUGUUAAAUGAUUUACAGAAGAUUAAAGGAAGAAUGCAAUAUUUCUAUUUAGCCAUAUCUUCUAUAACUACUAUCAAGACCUUUACCAACUGUUGCUUUGAAUUAAGUAUGUUCUUCUUUUGCUGUGAUAAUAGUUGGAAAUCGAUAAUUAUGGCGAGGGUAUUGUUUCUAAAUGAUACUAAUAUACUGUAGGAAUUGAUUGAAUUAAUGAAAGCAAAAAUGACAAUAGGAAUAGAAAUUUUAACUUAAAUUGCAAUUCAAGGUAAAGAGUGGUAUAAAAAAGGUGAAUAAUCAAGAUUGCAACAAGAGUUUAUCAGUUAAGAAAAUACUUUAUCAGAAAUAUUUCUGAAUUUAUUUUAUGUCUAAGACUUGAGUAUAUUUAAUUAAACAGUUUAUUGUAUUGAAUGUUGGGUAUAAUUCUCAUAUAAUUUAUUCAAAGACUAGAAAUUAACUUAAUAAAUAUUAGGUUUAAUAAAUUAGACACUUUAGAAUAAUGCUACAGAAUAUAGUGAUAAAUUAUUUACCUUAUUAAAUGAAGGUGUCAUAUUUUCAUAAUACAAUAGUGAAUAAAAUAUAAAUUCUAUUGAACCAGUUGUGUUAUAAAAUUUAAAUUUGAUUCUUGAAUUCUUAAUCAAAAUAUACAGUCCUCAAAUGUCAAAAGGAUAUGCUUAGUUUGCAACCAAAUUUAUCUGUAAUUUUUAUGCAAUUGUUUUUAAUUAAAAAUAUGAAUAAUCAGUUUUUAAUUUGAUGGGUAAUAUUGUAAGUAAUCCAUCAAGAAAAAUUGCAUUUUAAACUUUUGAAUUUUGGAGUUAGAUGCGUGAAUAUAAUAAAUUAUAAGGAUUUGGUUUAAAUAUUUUAUAAACAAUGAUUGAUAAAUGUAGAAUGAAAACAAUUAAAUUAACAAAAAAGUUUUUAUAAGGAGAGCCUGAAGAAGAAGAUACUGAUUAUAAUAUUAAGUAAGUAGGAUAGCAUUUUAUAUCAACUUCUGAUUUUAGAGAACAUUCUAAAGAUAUUUUUUAUAGUAUUUAUAAAAGUGCUGAAAUGAAUAAUUAAUCAGAUUAAUAUUUUCAAAUUGUUUUAAGUAAUUUAGCUAUAUCUAAUUCUGAUUAGUAUAUUCAAAUAAUUCAAAGCGAAUCAGCAUUAUUUUCAUUAUGCUCAAUAAUUGAUGAGGCAGAUAUUUAAGUAAAUAAUUAAUUAAUAUUACAAAUAAUUCAAUUUAUUUUGUCAUUACCUGUUCAUUAAAACUUUGAUAUUAUUAUUAAAACAUCAUUAUAAAUGUUAAGUGAAUUUACAAACCAAUUAAAAUUAAACGAUGAGGUUUUGCUAUAAAUAACCUCAUAUUUUUUUAAAUACAUGCUUCAUCCAUUGUUAGGUCCAUUGGCAGGAGUGUAAUAAAUUUAAAAGAUAUCAUUUUAGAGCAUUUGAAUAGAUUUGUAACUUAAGUACUUUGAAUAAUGCUUAAUUAAUUUCUGAAAGUGUCAGAUUCUUAGAAUUACAUUUUAAUGAGUUCAUUAAUUAAUCAUAAGUAAGCAAUUAUAUUGAUGGAAUAAUAAAGUUAAGUUAUAGAUUAUUUGAGUAGGGAAACACUGAUUGUUUAAUAUAAGUAAAUAUAUUUAAAUAAUAAUUUUAGUUAUUUAAUUUUGCAAAUCAAUAAUUUAAAUAAUUAAAAAAUCCUUAGAUUACUGAAAGAUAAUUUAAUUAUAAUAAUACUUUAGUCAUUACAAUACUUUAAUGGAUAAAUUUAAAUGCUUAAGAGAAUGAUUAAAUAAAGUAAUUAUAGGAUUUAUUGUGUCAAUCAAUUUUUGAACCAUUGCUUAUAGUUUUGUAAGGUUUAUAAAGUUUUUCUAUUUAUGAUGAAAUUUUCAAAUUGAUUCAGAUUAUACUCAAAGUGUCAAACUAUUAAAAUUAAUAAUAGAUUAUUCAUUUAUUGUAAAUUUCAUUUUAAAUAUUUCAUACAGAUCCAAUAUAAAAGCAUAAUUGGUUAUAAUUAAUAACUUAAGCUAUUGGUAGGACUUGUGAUCAUUAAUUUAUUGUAUAAUGGGCAAAAAUUUAUGAUUAUUAGAUUCAUAUAUUUUGCAUUGAAUCCUUCAAAUGUUGGAAAGAUCCAGAUUUAAUGAAAGUUUAAUUCGAAUAUGUUAAAGAAUGUAUAAGAUGUUGUCAAUAAGUUCUUUUUGAAUCACCUAAUUUAUAAAACAUAAUUCACAUUAUUUGUGAUGCAUUUUAAAGUUUGAAUUCAUUUGAAAUGCAAAGGGAAAUAUUACAUUUUUUCAAGUAAAAUAUCUAUUAAAUACAUUAGAAUAUUAUUUUAAAGUUUAGAUAAUAGUAAAGAAUACUUCUAUCCUUUAUUAAUGAAGAUAAUAACUACUUUAUUUAUAUAGAUUAGUGAUAUUAAUCCUGCAAUAGUCUUUUAAGUAGUAUAGAUUUUAUAGUUGGUUUUGUAAAAAUAAGUAAAUCAAAAUGAAUUGGAGGAACUCAUUUUUUAAUCAUUAUAAAAAAAUUGGGGAAAAGAUAAACCGCCUUAGAAAGUAAAAGUAGUAAGUUAAGCAAUAAUUUCAUAUUUACUGAAAUCAGAAAAAGGAGAAAUUAAUAGAAAUUUAAAGUUAUUACUAGAGAAUUUAAGACCUGUGAGUGAAGAAGAAAUCAAUUAUAUGUAAUUGGAAUUAGUAAUAAAACGAAAAUGA
Paramecium sonneborni is the source of this 2856-nucleotide messenger RNA. The record is from the annotation of a GenBank genome assembly. Lineage: Eukaryota; Ciliophora; Oligohymenophorea; Peniculida; Parameciidae.